GAGCCAAGCGCCAAGAUGGCGGCGCCGUGGGGCGGCGGCGCGGGGCGCGGGGGGCUCCCGGCCGGCGCGGGCGGCGGCGGCCUGGAGGCGCUGGGCUCCGCCGCGGCGCCGCUGCAGUGCUUCUUGCUGGACGAGCCGUCCUCGCUCGAGGAGGAGAUGCACAGCUACUGGGACUCCUCCGUCCUGUCCAUCAUCGAGGACCUCGGCUCCCACCACGAGAACAAAGGCCCCUUGGAGCUGCACAACGAGCUGUCGUUGCUGACGGCCAUCACGGAGAUCCUGGAUGGCACGGACGAGGCAACCCUGUCUCCCUUUGACACUAUCGUGGACACCGAGCUGCUGGCGUCGCCCCGGGAGCAGGAGAGCUGCGCGCUCCAGCUCCUCGGCUUGUCCCAGGCCUCCCCUGAGCGGGACGGCCCUGCCCUGGAGGACCAGUGGGGCUCGUGGACUCAGAGCGGCAGCAGCACGCCCGUGGUGGCUGGGAAGGCUGAGACGGACGUGAGCUGGGACCGUGCUCUGAGCUGCCAGGAAGAUGCUGUGGUGACACCCAAGAGGCCCCCGAGCCAGGCGCGGCGGGGGCAAAGGAAGCCACUCCGGCCCUGGGCACAGGAGCAGCCGGCCCUGCAGCGCAGUGAUGGGGAGGAGGAGGACGACGAGGCACCCAGCCCCAGGCAGGACGGCAGCACCGCCGUGGGAGACCUCCAGACGGGCACCCUGAGCUGCCCCCUGGAGCCAGCAAGUGUGGAGGCCGGAGCAGAGCCCCAAGUGGCCUGGCUGGGGGAGGGGGACGUGCCCUGCAUCAUCAGCCCCGCAGGCGGCUCCCUGUGCGACCUGGUGAAGUCCAUGCACCCCUACUGCCUGCCCGCCUUCGCCACCGACCUGGAUGCUGCGCCCAAGUUGGCCAACAAGGACCUGCUCGCUGCCCCCGUCAUGCUGGGGAUCGUGUCCGGUGGCGAUGGCCAGAGCCUGGACACCCCUGUUGUGUUCCACCCGCUGGGCCCAGGCUUCCCCUGCCUCGACGCCCCGCUCCCAGCCAGGGAGGAGGGCACUGCUGGGGGUGAGGGGCAUAGUGCCCUGGAGUCCCCUGCCCCGGAGGAGCCAUUGCCUGCGGAGGAGGGGGCGCAGCAGCACCAGGUGCCCACCCCUGCUCUGGGGAGCAAAGCUACAGCACCAGAUGCGGCCACCCCAAAGGAGACCCUGCCCGAGGCAGCAGCUGACGCGGCCCCACCAGAGGCAGGCGGGAGGGACCGUCAUCUUCAAAGCGACUCCCAGCCCAGCACGAAGGCACCAGCGGGCGGGAAGUGCCAGGGCUCCGGAUGCGGCCGGGGCCGCGAGCGAGCACGGAAAAGCCGGAAAAAGAAGAGCGCGGAGGCGCCGAGCACCCAGGUCUGGCCCCUUGGAGACUCCAUGGCCUCUCGGCUCCGCUCAGCCUCCUCUGUCCCGCGGCGGGGGUCCUCUGAGGGGCAGGCGCCCCCCAGCCGGGCCACCCGCCCCUCGGCGCAGGUGUCCAACUUCCUGGCAGAGCAGCUGGAGCAGGCCAGGAAGGAUGCACAGCUGGAGCUGCGCCCAAGCCCCGCUGCCCCCCGGCCACGGGGCAGGCCCCGGGGCUCCCGGAACAGGAGAAGCUGCCCUGAGCCCCCCCGGGAGCCUGCGGUCGACAGCCCCGUGGCGCAGAGCAGAGCAGAGCAGGCCGUGCCCAGCCCAAAGGAGCAAGAGGCAGCAGCUGUGGAGCGCAGGGAGGAGAGCGAGCCUGCCCUGUGCCAGGCCAGCGCCAGCCCGGAGCCUGCCCCCAGCACCGAGCAGGAUGCCGCGGGGGAAGCUGCCCAGCACCCCACACCCGUGGAGCCUGCACAAGCCGAGAGCCAAGCGGCCACAUGUCCCUCACGGGAAGCCCGGCCCAAGGCCCUGAGCCUGACCGAGUACCGCCAGCGCAUGCAGCACCGUGCACCCGGCGCCGGCCCCGGCAAGGAGCCCGAGAAGCAGGCGGCCGGAAAGUGGCCCAGCAUCCCCGAGCCCCCCACCGAGCUGGCCGAGAUCCCCUGCCUGGUGGCGCCACCGGCGCAGCCCCUGGCCUUGCCUGUGGAGACGCCCGGCACGCAAAAGGGCCCCGAGAAACCUGCCAGCCCACCUGCCAGUUCUCCGCCGGCCAGCAAGGCCCCUCCGGCCCCAGCACUGACCACCGUGGCCCCAGUGCCCCCCGCGCCGCAGCUGCCUUUCGUGGCGCCACCAGUGACCGGGGCUGCUCCAACUGGGGUCGUGUCAGCCCUGGCGACUCCUUACGCCCUCUACCCACCGGUGCCUUCCUGGCCUUGCUUUGGCCCCCCGCCCUCUGGUUUCCCCCCGACGCUGCUGCCACCACCGGCCACCACCUCACCCAAUGCCUUCCACCUGGUGCCUGGGCUGCCACCCCCGGGCCUGGCCUGGCCGCCGCCAGCCGUGCCCCCGCCCCCACCCUUUGGCCCUGGCGCUCCAUACACCCCCGUGGGCUGGGGCCCGGCCCUGCCGCCCCCAUACUGGCCCGGCGUGGCCCUGCCCCCGUUGGGGCCUCCACUGGUGUUCGCUGACCCCGGGAGUGCCCCACAGAGCCCAUCACUGAGUUGUCCAGAGCCGGCGGCCUUUGCUGCGCUGCCCGCGCCGCCGUUCGUUGCUGCUGCCCCUGAGGUGCCGGCAGCCGCCCAGGCUUCUGCUGCAGCUCCGCACGCAGCCGCCGAUCAGCCCCCAGCCAAGGCGAGCAGGGCAUCUGACCCCAGGCGGCAGGCACGGCCCGCGGGGAGGCCCUCAGCUGCCCCCGCUGCUGCUACUGCACAGGCUGCAAAGGAGCUGCCGGCUGCAGCUGCCCAAGCCAAGGUGCCGUCGGCUGCUGCCGUGAAGGACCCACUGGUUGCUCCCACCGAGGCCGUGAAAGAGGUUCCGGCUGUUGCCGUGAAAGAGCUGCCAGCUGCUACCGUGGAAGACCCGCCGGCUGCUGCAACUGGGCCCGUGGAAGAGCCCCCUCCAACCAGGGAGCUGCCUCCCGCCUGUCCCUCGGCAAAGCCAGCCAGGAGCCCGCCAGGAGCCGUGCCAGCACAAGCCCAGCCAGCGCCUCACUCACCUGCUGACCGUGAGACCGUCUGCGGGAGAGCGCCGGGGGCGCGAGAGGGUGCCAAGCCGCCUGCUGCCCGGCCCUGGAGACACCGGCCCCUGGCCCGCCCCGCCCAGCCCAGCGGCUGCGAGGAUAUUGUCCAGGCCUUCAUCAGCGAGAUCGGCAUUGAAGCCUCCGACCUGUCCAGCCUGCUGGAGCAGUUUGAGAAGACGGAAGCCAAAAAGGAGUCAUCGGGCGUGGAGGCGCCCAAAGACAAGCCGUCUGCCAGCAGCGUGGGCAGAGCAGAGCCGCAGCAGGACAAGAAGCCCCUGGACAGCCUGCAGGCUCCCGAGCUCGCCAACGUGGCAGGCCUGACCCCGCCGGCAACACCCCCCCACCAGCUGUGGAAGCCCCUGGCCGCCGUGUCACUGCUGGCCAAGCCGCGGUCCUUGAGCACUACCGCCCUGGAGGGUGCCCAGAAGACAACCAAGCUCAUCGAGGCCCAGCCACUGCCCCAUGGCAAGCCCCGAGGGAAGCCCCCGCCUGCCAUGCCCCCUGCCUCCAGCCACGUGGGUGCUGGAGACCAUGACUACUGCUUCCUGGGCAGCACCGGCACGCCCGAGCUGGGAUCGCGCUGGAACGUGAAGCAUCACGCGGACAUCACCAUCAAGCCCAUCAUCUCCCUUGCCCCGCGGACGCAGGACCGGCCUGGCCCCUCACUACCUGCUGCCAGUGCUGCCCUGGGUGCCCCUGGGGCCGGCCGCAAGCCACUGGAUCACCGGACUAGCACCCCGGGCAGGGGCAGCCCCCCCGCCUCGGUGCUGCUGUCUCCGGACGCGUCCCCCUGCCGGGACAAGGAGACACGGACUCCCAGCGCUCGGCCCCCGCGCUCGGGUGCCAAGAGGGCCCUACGCUGCUACCGUGUGCGCCGGGACUCGGGCAGCCCCCCAGACGGCACCUGGCGGCGCCAAGCCAGCCGCUCCUUCAGCGCCAGCUCCAACGGGGGCAGCGAGGCGUCCUCUUCCUCCUCCUCCUCCUCCUCCUCCUCCUCCUCUUCCUCCUCGCGGUCCCGCUCCCGGUCCUCAUCCCCCCCACCCAAGCGGUGGCGCAGGUACCGGCCGCGGCGCUCCUCCCGCUCCCGCUCCUCCUCGCCCUCCAGCGCCGGGUCCUGCGGCAGCUCCCGCAGCAGCUCGUCCAUAUCCUACUCGUCCCGGUCCCGCUCCCGCUCCCGGUCCACAUCCCGCAGCCGGUCCCGGUCCCGCUCCCUGUCGCCCUGCAGGAGGCACAGCCGGAGGAGGCGGUACAGCUACGACUCUCAGGACCACUACCAAAGGCAGAGACUCCUGCAGAAGGAACGUGCAAUAGAGGAGAGGCGGGUUGUCUUCAUUGGGAAGAUCCCCGGCAGGAUGACGUGCUCGGAGCUGCGGCACCGCUUCUCCGUGUUCGGGGACAUCGAGGAGUGCACCCUCCACUUCCGCUCCGAGGGCGACAACUACGGCUUCGUGACGUACCGCUACGCCGAGGAGGCCUUUGCUGCCAUCGAGCGCGGCCACACGCUACGGCGCCCGGAUGAGCAGCCCUUCGACCUCUGCUUUGGCGGGCGACGCCAGUUCUGCCGCCGCAACUAUGCCGACCUGGACUCGAACCGGGAGGACUUCGACCCGGCUCCCACCCGCAGCAAGUUCGACUCUCUCGACUUCGACACCCUGCUGAAGCAGGCGCAGCGCAGCCUGCGCACGUAGCCCCGGCUCCCGGCCCCACCCCGCGGCCCCUGGUUUUCUAAAGAAAUGCAAAAAAAAAAAAACAGGGAAAAAAGCCCCAUCAGGCCGA
Messenger RNA from Alligator mississippiensis (American alligator), 4891 nucleotides. RefSeq names its product PPARG related coactivator 1 (gene PPRC1). The record is from RefSeq and is a predicted model, not a curated record. Gene Ontology annotation, cellular component: nucleus. Lineage: Eukaryota; Metazoa; Chordata; Crocodylia; Alligatoridae. The transcript is spliced from 14 exons. The coding region runs from base 16 to 4803 and encodes 1595 amino acids. Gene Ontology annotation, biological process: positive regulation of transcription by RNA polymerase II. Gene Ontology annotation, molecular function: transcription factor binding; RNA binding.